This is a messenger RNA of Plasmodium cynomolgi strain B, 4008 nucleotides long. RefSeq lists its product as hypothetical. The coding region runs from base 1 to 4008 and encodes 1335 amino acids. NCBI's taxonomy places the organism in Eukaryota, Apicomplexa, Aconoidasida, Haemosporida, Plasmodiidae. The transcript is spliced from 2 exons. The record is from RefSeq and is a predicted model, not a curated record.
AUGAAAGAGCUCCUGAACCUGUAUGCAAGCGAAAGUAAAGGCUUAAGCGAACACAACUAUGGCUUGGUUAACAGGUUUGUAAUGGCCCCUCGGGAGAGGAAUGAAAAGUGGGGUGCCGCUGACCAGGUUAGGGAGGAAGAAGAAGAAAAAGAAAAAGAAAAAGAAGAAAAAGAAAAAGAAGAAAAAGAAGAAGAAGGAGAAGAAAAGAAUGAAGACGCAGGGAAGGAAGGGACAAAUUUUAACCAGGCAAAGGAAGUAGACACAGAUGAUGAUUGUUAUGGAGAAGACGGACUAUUGAUAAAAAAAAUAUGCUAUCGUAACGAUUUAAAAUACUACAAUUAUUACAUUAACAAUUUUGAAAAAAUAAAAAACAUCAAAGGUAUAAAGGACAGAGGAGAAAAUCGAAUUUGCGUUUUAAUCCUUUGCCUAAAUUAUAUAUACUGCAAUUUAAAUAAUGAAAUCAUGACCAUUCAUGAAUUGAAAAGGCAAAUAAAAAAAAAUAUCACCAAGACCAGAGUUUAUUGCAAAAACUUAGCCAAAAUUUUGUUUAUCAUAUGUGAUAAAUUACAAAUAAAAAAUUUUACAAAAAAUGAUAUGUUGCCAUAUAUGGAAAAGUGCAUUACUACGAUAAUUAAGAGGUUGAAAUUUUUGGAUGAUAAUGUGGGACGUGAGGCGGACCUCCCCCAUGUGAGUAGGAAGGCGAACAUUUUUGAUGACAUUUUCGAUUUUAUAAAUAAUGGCUCCAGUGAUGACUUUGCGCUCAAGGAGGAAGGGGCACUAUUCGGUGAGGUAACUGCAGAUGGGGAAGAAGUGGGGGAGCUUUCCCAGUCGGACAAUCUCUUCUCAAGGGGAACAAGCAGAGACAUCCAUGGUGAGGAACCCGCGCACCAAAUGGGCCACGCAGAGGAGGCGAACGUGGAGAACGAGACGAAUGAGUCGAACGUGGCGAACAUGUCUAACUCGUCGAACUCGUCGAACGUGGCCAAUCGUGUGGGCACUAUCCAUGGUAGAGAGACGCCUGAGGGGGAAGUAAACAACAUGCUAGACAUUGCUCUAGGUAAGGAAUGCCCUACGUGCAGUUCGUCACCUACGCAGAAUGCAUUCGAGGGGGGGAUUCCCCACGCAUGGCUGAACGACACAGAUAAUACACGGAGUGAAAACUGCAGUAUCAGCGGGACAGAGGAGAUAAAAAGAAAAUCCAAAAUGCAGAAGAGAAAAAAUGAAAAAAAUGAUGGCAAUGAAAGGAAAAGAAAAAACACAACAACGUCGAAAGAAGUAACAAAAGAUAUAGACAAAAAUGUUAUGAUCGAAUUUUUGGAAAAAAAUGUAACCCUGCUGUCCUUAUACUCCUGCGUGGUAUACUCCAUAUUCAUUCUUUGGAAUCGAACUGAAAAUAUGGAUACCAAUUUGUACAACAAGGAGAGUAGAAAGUCCGGUGGGAAUUUGCAUUAUUUCCUGUGCUCAUCCAUUAUCAUCACUUUUGAUAUCUUCAAUAUAAAAAUAAAAGACCGUUUUGUUUGUUACUGCCUAGGUGUUGUCCAACAGACGAUAACGACGGAAAAGAAAAAAAUGCUGAAUUUCUUUUUAACCACGUUUAGUGAGUUCCUUGGAUUGAAUGUACCCUCCAUUCAGGCAGUCCCCCUAUUCAUGCGCAUCCUCUUUAGCAAUUACAUCCUCCUGCAAAUGUACCUAUUUUACAUCAUACAAAAUUAUCAGUUGAUAAAAAAAGAGGGCUUCCUACUCGCGAUAGAACAGUUGCAAAUCUUUUUAGCGAAACUGUUUGGGAUUAUUCAACAGAAAUUUUUAAACGUAGCAGAUAUUUGUGUAGAUUACGACUUGCUCCUUCGAUCAGAUUGGGUUUGUAAGAACGUUGUGCAGGUCGUUUCGCAAAAUGAGGACCUUUUAACUGUGAAGAAGUUGUUAAAAGAGUUAAGCAAAAAUUACCCAAAGGAGCAGGAAAGGAAUACUCGGAGUGAAUACAGUUUUGAGGAGUCAUAUCAGAUAGACUUGAACCAUAUUGAUUUAUACAUUCCUCGAAUUUUAGCUCACUGCUUAGGUAUUUGUAAAGGGGAAGAAAUUCCUCCAACUGGUAAUCUCCUUCCAUGGGUUUCUGUGGGGGAAGAAAAGACUGUCCUGGAGCAUCACCACAAGAAGGGGGAGGAAUUGGGAAGUGCGAUCGAGGUUAAGUCGUCAUUCCAGGACAUAACUGCAUAUGGGGAAGACUCGUUUGAUUAUGAGAGGGAUGUACGCGAUGAGGAUGGAAUCGGUUCAAGUGCCUCCCUGAAUGGUAGUAAUAAGGGGGAGAAGGCCGGCUCCAAUACGCACGACGAAGCUGCAUGUAGCAGUGCCGAGUGCUGCAUCACCUGUGGCAGCACCACAUGCGACGGACCAACACGAAAUAGCAGCCCCAAGAACACCCCCUGCACAUGUGAACACAGAAAAAGCCCCAACAGUGGAGUGAAGAAGCAGUUGGAAGAUUGCCUAGAGGAAAACAAAGUAGAGAGCAUGCACAUGGCCGAUUUUGCAAAAGGGGAUACAUUAAUAAGACAAAGUGAAAGUGCAUCGCUGGACUUCUUCUCCAGCUAUAUAAAAAUUUUAAAAAAAAUAAACCUACAAAAUAUACACGAAAUGAACAUGGAAAUAAUUCCAUUUUUUUACGUGAAGAUAGUUGUGCAGUUUUUAUUUUACAAUGUUUUGAAGAGCAUUAUUUACAAUUGUUACUCGCUGAGUUUUUUCAAUCUCCAUAAUUUGCAUCGGUCCGUUAGUACCAGGAAAAACGCAAAAGAGGAUUCACGCGUGUGUGAAGAAUUGCAAAAGGGGGAGCUUCAUGAUAUGCCCAUUUUUUUAAAAAACAAAAUUGCCAGUAAAAUCAAAGAAAUGAAGGGGAAAAAACACACCUUCGAAAAAUAUAUAAUUUGUGAACAGCCCCAAUACAUAGAAAAGUUUCAAAAUUGUAAAUUGUUUGGAGACGAUGCGAGGAAAUUUUUAAUUGACCAACAUGUUAAAUUGCAGAGUGUUAAGGAUUUGUUCCCGAACUGUGUUUUUGAGGAAGGAGCGAAUGACUCCCUUUUUUUGGACACUUGCAGCGAUCGUACUUUUAAUGCCGCGGCUGUUCAGGCGGAGGGGGAGGAGCAGCCGCCCUUGUGCAGAAAUGACAGCUUGUCUGGGAGUAGCGCAAGUGGAAGUGGCGGAAGCAGCGGAAGCAGCGGUGGCACUGCGCCCAGCGAUCAGCGCGGGAUCAAAGGAAGUACGAACAAGCUGAAGCGAAGCAACAGCCACAGAAGUGACCUCCACAACGGGAGAGACCCCCACAACGGGAGAGACCUCCACAACGGGAGAGACCUCCACAACGGGAGAGACCACCGCAAUGGGAAGAAAAUAAAAAUAGCCCUGUGCCACUACGACGUAGGCGUCGAAAAUUGCAACGAUUGCCACAACAGCCUAAAGAAAGAGCCGUUCAGCCUGUUCGAUUAUAUUUACAACAGCAAAAUGAUGAAGGAAUACAAAAACGUCGAGCAGUUAUUCUCCAGAAAAAACUUUACUCUACUUUUUAACAUGUUUAACAAUAUGAAUUAUCCAUUCCAUGGAAAUAAAAAAAAAUUAGUAAAAAUGAACGACUGUUUGUACCACACAUACCAUUUAAUAGGCAUUAAAAAAAUUGCAGGCACUGGGUAUAGCUUCACCUACAAAAACGAGUUAAAUGACAGUUAUUACAAAGUCCUGAAAACGAAAAUUUGUAACAUUCUGUCCGUGCAAGACAUUUAUUUUUUGUUUAACCGAUUUUUUUAUUUCUUGUUUGUUUAUAUCAAAUCGCACUGCUGCUUUGGGGGGAAAACUGACUGCGAUUUUGUCACUGCCGGAGAGGUGCAGCCCCGGUCAGCGCAGUCAUCGCAGUCAUCGCAGUCAUCGCAGUCACCGCAGCCAUCACAAGCAUCGAAGGUCUGUCCCUGUAACAAGGCCAACUGCUGUUACAAAAUUAAGACCAUUGUGCUAUUAGGAAACGUCUAG